Messenger RNA from Varanus komodoensis (Komodo dragon), 4119 nucleotides. Its product is annotated as sodium-dependent neutral amino acid transporter B(0)AT1-like. The coding region runs from base 1919 to 3835 and encodes 638 amino acids. Gene Ontology annotation, cellular component: plasma membrane. The transcript is spliced from 13 exons. NCBI's taxonomy places the organism in Eukaryota, Metazoa, Chordata, Lepidosauria, Squamata, Varanidae. Gene Ontology annotation, biological process: sodium ion transmembrane transport. The record is from RefSeq and is a predicted model, not a curated record.
UGUUUUUGUGAUUAUUUAUUUAUUGUGAGCCGCCCCGAGGCUUCGGCGAAUGGGGCGGCACAGAAGCUUUUUAAAUAAAGAGAAGAAGUAUGGCAUCAGAACGAUACAGAUGUGAUUAACAAACCUCUGUUAUCACGCUAGUAAAUGCCCGCUCGUGGGCCGUGGGGGCCUAAUCUAAGCUCUGUAGGGGCUUAGAGAGAUUGCUUGGCGAAUCCCCCAUAGGAUGUGGAAUGGCAAUUCCACAUGUAGUGGGAGGAAAUCAAGCUUUUUUCAGCCGGGCAAGACCAGAGGGAGUGCUGCCCUCUUUAAGGUCUCGACAUAUGAUUUUUUUUAGCUUUUGUUUUAGCUUUUGUGUACACACCAAAUCUAUUGGAACGUAUUUUUGUUUUGUUUUGUUUUUUCUGCAAUGAUACCCAUGGAAUAAGCUGGUUUUUUUGCUAAUUAAAAAGCCCUUUGGAUGAUGGGGGAAUGAAACCUCCCCCCCACGGAGUUGAAAAGCGGCGAAUUGCAUAACGGAGAGAAAGACAGAACUGUUUCCCAUUCUGGACAAUGACAGUCCCCACAAGGAGGCCUGCGAUCUCCCUGCUUACAGACAACCACGCCACCUAAGACAGUAACUUAGCAGCAAGAACAGAUAACAGCAAUAUAGACCCAGCAGUGAGACCCUAGAUGCCAACUCUGCCCCCUAUCUAAAUUUUCAGCACUGUUCCAGGGCUUAAUAUUCUCCUCUAAAGCUACAGAGGUGCAUAUUCCACAGCUUCCAAUGUGGUGUUUCCCAGCAGUGUCCUACUGGAGAACAUACUGACUAGUCCCUAUGAAAAGAAAUAAAUGGACCCAAAUUUGACACCAGAAGGUCUAUUCAGUAAGCAGCAGGGAAACAUUUCAGACCCCCGAGAUGCUCAGCCAAAACACAGUCCUCUAAAGUCAUGCCCAGCAGCUACCUCCUAGUUCUCUUUUUUUUUACCCUAGACUAAAAGUAGGAAGGCUGAGGAAGUUUGGGAAUAAAGUAUGGGGUCACAGAGCUCGAAGCUUGCAAUUUGUAUUGCCAAACAGGGAUCCAUUAAAGCAAGUCACUGGAGAGUUGUGAGGACAAACUAAGAUUGUAGGUGCCUUCCAGGGCUCCUUGGAGGAAUGGCAAAAGCCACUUUUCUAGCCAUUCCUAAAGAUAUUGAGAGCACCAUAAGAGCCAAAGGAAAUUAAGGAAUCAACCUUUUAGCUUGAGCAAUGUAUAUCAUUUAUUUAAAUGGGUCUGUAUAAUUAAGCUUCAGCUGUUCCACAUGUUGUCCAAUGGAUCUGUAGCCUUCAUGGUUUUUCUUGCUCUCGAUAGUGAAAUGUAAGCCUUGUGCAUGUGUAGAGGUUGAGAUGGGGGAGAAAAAAGCACCACUCUUCCCAUUCUCUCUCUCUCUCUCUCUCACACACACACACGCACAUAUACUCCACGUGCAUUAGUUCACCAUAUCCUUCAACCUACAGAGGAUGUAGAGUUGUUAAUCAAGAAUGCCCUUCAGGACACCAUCCAAGGAACCUGCUUUGGUUCUGCUGGGGUAAUUUGCUCCUCUCUGCCUUCUGUUAAUGACAGUGAGUGGAGAGGCACAGAACGGACUAUUCAAACAUCUGCUGUAUGUAUCUUGCAGCAAAUUGCCCUGUGAAUUGCCAUGCUUUCUAUUGAUAGCUUUGAUGCCAUGCAAUCCCGGUGGUGUCGAGCGGGGCUUGGGCAGAUAAGGCAUUAAUGAAUCUCAGAGUAACCUUGGUUAAUCAAAUGAGUUGCUGACGCUUCCUUUCUCUCCAAGUCAGCCCCAUCAAGUUUAGUGUCAAAGGUUUAGUAUAAAGAGCCGAGGCAGCCGUCAGAACGCCCCUUUUGCCCAGCUCCAGGACCAGCUGCAGCUUCUGGAGCGACGACAUCCAAGAGACGGACACCAUGAAAAAGUUGCAGCUGCCAAACCCCGGCUUAGAGUGGAGGAUCCCUUCCCAUGAGCAGCUGGAAACCCUUGAGGUUACGGAGGCGGACUCGAGGCCCAAAUGGGACAACAAGGCGCAAUACAUGCUCACCUGUAUAGGGUUUUGCGUAGGCCUGGGCAAUGUUUGGCGAUUCCCUUAUCUCUGCCAGAGCCACGGAGGAGGAGCCUUUAUGAUUCCUUUCCUCAUCCUCCUCGUCCUGGAAGGUAUUCCUUUGCUCCAUCUUGAAUUCGCCAUUGGACAGAGGCUCAGAAAAGGCAGUGUGGGCGUCUGGAGUUCAAUCCAUCCUACCCUGAAGGGAGUUGGUAUAGCAGCAAUGCUUGUCUCCUUUCUUGUGGGUUUAUACUACAAUACAAUUAUUGCCUGGGUGAUGUGGUACUUCUUCAACUCGUUUCAAGAGCCAUUACCCUGGAGUGAAUGCCCGCUUAAUGGCAACAAGACAGGUUUCAUUGAGGAAUGUGGAAUGAGCUCGCCGGUGGAUUACUUUUGGUACCGGAAGACUCUGAACAUCUCCACCUCCAUCGACGAUUCCGGAACGGUGCAGUGGUGGCUCCUGCUUUGCUUAACGUGUGCCUGGGGUGUGCUUUAUGUGUGCACAAUCCGAGGCAUUGAAACGACCGGGAAGGCCGUGUAUGUAACCUCAACACUCCCUUAUGUCGUGCUUACCAUUUUCCUGGUCCGGGGCUUGACCCUGAAAGGAUCCGUCAGUGGAAUUGUCUACCUCUUCACUCCUAACAUUACGGAACUGGCGAACCCCGUCACCUGGCUGGAUGCGGGCGCCCAGGUGUUCUAUUCCUUCUCCCUCGCGUUUGGAGGCCUCAUCUCGUUCUCCAGUUAUAAUUCCAUCCACAACAAUUGCGAGAAGGAUGCCUUGAUUAUCUCCGUGAUAAACGGCUUCACAUCCAUUUAUGCAGCUACAGUCAUAUAUUCCAUCAUUGGAUUCAGAGCAACAGAGAGAUACGAUGAUUGCUUUAGCCAAAAUAUCCUCACUCUGACAAAUGCAUUUGAUUUGCCAGAAGGGAAUGUCACCCAGGACAACUUUGUGGACAUGCAAAACUGGUUGAAUGCAACCUAUCCAGCAACCUUUGCAACCCUGACCUUUAAGACCUGUGACUUGGAGUCAUUUUUAUCUGAUGGAGUUGAAGGAACGGGCUUGGCCUUUAUUGUCUUCACGGAGGCCAUCACCAGGAUGCCCGUCUCGCCACUGUGGUCCAUUCUCUUCUUUAUCAUGCUGUUUUGCUUGGGUUUAUCCUCCAUGUUUGGGAAUAUGGAAGGUGUCAUGGUCCCUCUGCAAGAUCUGCAAGUCAUACCAAAAAAGUGGCCGAAGGAACUCAUUACAGGUCUGAUUUGCCUGGGGUCUUACUUGCUCGCCAUUAUUUUUGUGCUAAGGUCGGGAAACUAUUGGCUAGCUCUGUUUGACAGCUUCGCUGGAUCCAUUCCCUUGCUGAUAAUUGCUUUCUGCGAGAUGUUUUCGGUGGUCUACAUAUAUGGGAUAGACAGAUUCAACGAGGAUAUAAAGUUCAUGAUUGGGCACAAACCCAACAUUUUCUGGCAGGCCACGUGGAGAGUGAUCAGUCCCCUCAUCAUGAUCGUCAUCUUCUUGUUCUACUUCGUGGUGAAAGUGUCUCAACAGUUACUGUACAUCACCUGGGACCCCGAUUAUGAAAACUUCCCCAAAUCCAAAGCAGUGCCAUAUCCAGACUGGGUUUACGUCAUCAUUGUCAUCCUCGCGGGAGUGCCCAGCCUCGUUAUCCCCGGCUUUGCCAUCUACAAAGGCAUCCGAAGUGCCUGUGGAAGGAGAAAGGAUCCCGGACGGCAAGAUCUGGUCAAUGCCAUAUCAGAAGUAUCCAUCAAUGGAGACCUGAAGAACAUGGCGUAACUCACGCUCCUGAGAGACCACAAAGACUUUUCAUGAGAGAUGGCAGAAUGCGGACGUCUCCCUACCUUGACCUCAAAGCAGUGGCUGCUUCCUUGAAAGGUCCCAGGUGCCAUGUUGUAAAUGACUGUCUUUAGCCGUCGUUGCCGGAUGAGCAGAUGGCUAGUUCCGAUCCUAACAUGCACCUGCGAUACUCGGUUUCCCCCCUUUGCGUGCCCCCAUGUUGCAUAAAGCACAACCCAACCUCUUUUCAAAUAAUGUAUUAUUAAACAAAUUAUAUUUGGGGA